UGUGAGCGCCGCCGGUUUUCUUUCGAAGAAACUCGAUUCUCACGGGAGCGUCGCAUCAAUUACUGCACAAAUUUCUGUUGAUUUCACGGUGAAAGAGGCGACCAGGCGGUGGAAAUCAACAUGAGUGUGGAAGAUGAAGUGCUGAAGAUCCAGAAGAAAUUGAGUAAAAUGAUAUCACCCGAUGGCACGGGACAGGAACAGGCACUGGAUCUGCUGAAGACACUCCAGACUCUCAACAUAGACUUGGACAUCCUGACCAAGACGCGGAUAGGCAUGACAGUGAAUGAGUUGCGGAAGAGCAGCAAGGACGACGAGGUGAUCAGUCUGUCCAAGACACUGAUAAAGAACUGGAAGCGCUUCCUCGCCGUGACGCCGCAGAGCAAGGAGUCAUCGGGCAGCUCCUCCAAGAGCGCCAGCAAGUCCGCCAGCAAGAAGGAGAGCAAGCGCGAUGACAAGGAGAAGGAUCGCGGACGGAUGCAGACGAGUUUUCCCGCCUCCAGCAACUCUAUGACUGACGCCAUCCGCCUCAAGUGUCGCGAGAUGCUGGCCAAUGCCCUCAAGACCGACAAUGAUCCCGAGGUGAGCUCCACGGCGGACGAGCUGGCUGAGGAGCUGGAGGAUGCGAUCUACAGUGAGUUCAAGAACACAGACAUGCGAUACAAGAAUCGUAUACGAUCGCGCGUGGCCAAUUUGAAGGAUCCGAAGAAUCCCACGCUGCGGACAAACUUCCUCGGCGGUGCCAUUCUGGCCGUGAAGCUGGCCAAGAUGACGCCCGAGGAGAUGGCCAGCGAUGAGAUGAAGAAGCUGCGCGAGCGCUUCGUCAAGGAGGCCAUCAAUGACGCCCAGCUGGCCACUGUUCAGGGCACCAAAACCGAUCUCCUCAAGUGCGGCAAGUGCAAGAAGCGCAACUGUACCUACAAUCAGAUUCAGACACGAAGUGCUGACGAACCUAUGACUACUUUUGUGCUCUGCAACGAGUGCGGACACCGCUGGAAGUUCUGCUAAAUCUCACAGCUGAGCAUUUCCCUCUCCGCGACAGCCGCGCGCAGGGCGAGACUGGCCAGUGGCAGUUCUUCUUAGAUCAGAGAGACAACACAUAUUCAAGGAGCAACAUUCUUUUCCGAAAUCUUCUAGAGAUGCGUUAUCACGACACAGAUGAAUUCACUCUACUUCUCACUUUGAUUUCCUCCUCCUCUGCUCGCCCCUUUCCCGCGCAUACAUGAUUGAUGUGUAAUGAGAAUUAUGUUUUUGUACCAUGUACAUGUGAAUUGAGACAAAAAAAAAAUGUAUUCAAAAUGAUUAGAGAAAUAUGAAUAUGAAGAAAAUUCACAAUAAAGAUUUUUGGUGACCACAA
Molecule: messenger RNA, 1354 nt
Organism: Phlebotomus argentipes
Lineage: Eukaryota; Metazoa; Arthropoda; Insecta; Diptera; Psychodidae
Gene: TfIIS
Product: transcription elongation factor S-II
Exons: 2
Coding region: 121-1005 (294 amino acids)
Biological process (GO): transcription elongation by RNA polymerase II; DNA-templated transcription
Cellular component (GO): nucleus
Molecular function (GO): nucleic acid binding; zinc ion binding
Source: RefSeq, a predicted model, not a curated record